Molecule: messenger RNA, 21686 nt
Organism: Monodelphis domestica (gray short-tailed opossum)
Lineage: Eukaryota; Metazoa; Chordata; Mammalia; Didelphimorphia; Didelphidae
Source: RefSeq, a predicted model, not a curated record
GACAUGUGGAGUUUGGAAAGGCCUUAAAUAAGAAUUCCAACCUAUGAGAUGGAAGCUUAUCAAGAGGGUGAUAGCUUCCCCCCCAGGUGAAAGACCUUAGAGGAAAACAUAGCUUAUUCAGAUGUUUUAAUGACUUUUACUUAAAGAAACAAACAGAUCAACAGUUGUAGUGAAUUCCAGAAUGAGGUACUUAAGAAUUGAUUUAGGGACAGUAAAAAUUCCCUGUACAAAAUCAAGGUGCUUCCCCAUAACUGGUCAUGUAAGCUGUUGUUCAGAAUAACUGAUCUUCCAAAAUCUCACUCACUCCCCUGGAUACUGCUUCUAAGGACUUCUCCCUCUGACAGCGAUGGUGACUCCCCUGUCUUCAAAUAGCAGAUCACGUCUCAUUUGGGAACUGAAAGUUCUGCUCAUGGUUAGGAUUAGAGAAAGGGAUGCCUACUUCUAUUAAGAUCAGGAGAAUGGACCACAGAGUGUGUCACUUCUUCAAAAGAAAAUGAUUUCAGUUUCUCAAGUAGAGAUUACGUCUAAAAUAUAUAGAGAACUUUGUCAAACAGAAGAAUAUGAACCACUCCCAAAAGAUAUGAACAGUUUUUUCAUGAAGAAAUCAAAGCCAUUUAUAAGUGUGUGAAAAAUAUUAACCUCACCUGACCUAAACCUGUCCAAUGGGAUGUCAAAUUUUACAUGACAGUAAACAUUCCUUAUAUAAGUAGCCAUAGGAACACUCCCAACUAUCCAUGACUCUUUCAUGACAUAUAAAUCUCCUCCCUCAAUGUAGUUUUACAUAGAUUUGUAUACAUUAUUAAGAUAUUAAAAGUCAGGAAUUAGUCUGGCACUUGAGAGUCCAGUUCUGGAGAUGAUGCCAGAGGGAGAAAGAGGAUUGACUCAGACAAUAAGAGCAGAAGUAAAUUGGAAGAGUGGACAGUUGUUAAGAGGAGAGGAAGCAGAAGGAAAAGAAGAGAGUAAAAAAAAGGUGACAGCCACUGCUCACCUUUCAGGGGAGAGAAACCUCACAAGGAGAUGCCUUCUUUUAGCCCUCACAGCCCAUUGAUAGGUCCUUUGGUCCUUUGUAAUUUGGUACAUCAGUUACUUAAUUGUUGGACAGAUUUUCUGUACUAACCAAAUGGCCUGAAGCUUUUCCAUUCAGUACAAAUACAGUUAGCUUUGUGGUGAAAGUGUUGAUUAAGGAAAUUAUACCUACAUUUGGAGUACCAUUAAUAAUAGACUCUGAUAAAAGAUCCCAUUUCACUCAAGACAUCCUAAAAAGAGUCUAUGAAAAUCUAGGAAUAACACCAAAAUAUCAUUAUUAGCUACAAAGUUCAGGGCAAGUGGAGCAAGUAAAUAAGGAAAUAAGGAGUGAAAGGAAAGAGAUUUCACAGAAAUUUGAGGGUUUUCAUUACAACCUAUGUGGUCUGCCAAAAACUAAUCAUGAAAAUGGGUUUUGCCAAGACUGUGAAUUGCCAAAACUGUAAAGAUUUUGGCCAAACUGUAAAGAUAAUUUUUAGUGUCUUGAUUUAAAAUCCAAAAUUAAAUGGUCGCCAUGGGAAAAUUCCCAAAUAUGAAAAUACCCAAGUCAGUUGGGUUUCAUGGAAAUUUUAAUUAAUACAAAUGAAGGAAUUAAGGGAAGGGAAGAGAGGGAGGGAGAGAGAGAGAGAGAGAGAGAGAGAGAGAGAGAGAGAGAGAGAGAGAGAGAGAGAGAGAGAGAGAGAGACAGAAUAGUAGAAAAGGGCUAGGUCAAAUGGCCUAGGCCUAAGCCUAAGGGAGAGCGAGUCAGUCUGUAUCACUCACCAGAAGAUCCUCUCAAGCAAGCUCCUGUCCUCCAAUGAACUCCAGACCUCCUCCUCCAAUUCAACUUCCAAACUGAACUAACUCCAAACUGAACUGAAUUCUUCUUAAAAGAAAUUUUCUCUUAUGUCACCUCCCCUAAAUUUUCACAUCUACCAAUCAUAGUAGUCAUUUUUCCCAGGACUGCCCAUUCUUAUUCUCAUCUUCUUUUGUUCUCACCUUCUCUGGUUAGAUAAAACUUCACAUCUCUUUUGUUGAGCUUGCCUUUUGUAAUUUGCUUGACCUUUUAGUGAUUAAUUUAACCUUAAUAGGUACUUAGCACCCUUUUGUAUUAGAUCUAAAAAUAGACCACCUAGCUUAAGGGUUUGGCUUCACUAUAAGUAUGAAUUAGGGACUUUUCAUUGUUCAGUCAGGAGUUUGCAACUUUAUCUUCCCCUAAGGCACUGUCUGAGUAGGGUGGAGUAAUUUUAAAGGUUCUUAAAACAUUACUGAUCAAGUACCUCCAUUGUUAAAAAUGGGGAAUAGCUUAAUCUAAUUUUCUGAAGUAGAGUCUGAGCAGUUUUAAGAUUCACAAGGGAAAGGAGUUAACUUAUGAAAAAGGUGAAAAGGUAAUCCUCUAAAGUAAUCUGAAGAUAAAGUAGCCCCCUUCCUACCCCCCACCCCCUGCCUGACUGUAUCUGAGCAUUGUGCUCAUUACAGGUCCCACUCUUCAAACAGGCAUUACAUACCAGUAGAACUAAAGAAGCUGUGAAAUAAAGAGUGGGCAAUCCUGGAGAGGAGCUUCUUCUGUGAUUGGUAGAUGUGAAAUUUAGGGGAGGUGAUACAGGAGAAAAAGAUCUUUAAAAAGAUGACCAGAGGCCAAAAAAGAAGAGGGUUAAAUUCAAUAUUCGAUUCAAGUUAGAUCAAAGAACUCUUACUUGGAGGAGCACCUGGAAGACAUGUGAGAUUUAAAAUGGUUGAGGUCUUAAACUGUAGUGAUUAAAAUAGUGGAAGAUAUAAAUUGUGAUAGAUAUAAAAGAGGGUGAGUAAGUUUGACCACAGAAAUAUGUUUCACUACAGUGUCUUGGGUUUAAAAUCAAAUAUAAGGUGGUCACCAGGGAAAUAUUCCCAAUUAUUCAAAUAUCCAAGUCAAUUGGGUUUAUACAGAUUUUAAUUAACAAUACAAUGAGUAAUCAAGAAAGAGAGAGAGAGUAAGAAAGGAAUAAGUAUGAAGGGCCUCAAAGCCAAUAUGGCCUAGACCUGAGUCUUAAAAGAGAAAUCAGUCAGUUUUUUAACACUCACCAUAAGAUCUGUCUAAGUAAGGAUUUCUAAUGACACCAGGCCAGCAGCAUCUCAGCUGCUUUCACCAGCUCCCUCCUCCAUCUGAAUGUUUCAGAAUCAGUCUCCUCAGAAUGAGUCUCUCCAAUCUGAAUGUUUCCGAAUGACUUCCCAGCUCUUCCCUGAGCUCUUAGUUUUAAGGGCAAAAUUUCCUCUGUCAUCUCCCCUAAGUCCUUACAUCUACCAAUCACUGUAGAUGUUUCUAAAGGACCACCCAUUUUUAGUCCACACCUAAGAAGGUGUGGAUUUUUGAGUAAUUCACACCAGGAAAUCUCUGAGUAACUUUUCCAGUUCUUUGUUCCUUGUAAAUUCACAAGUUGCUUGACCUUUAUAGGUACUUAGCUUAAGAAAAGUAUGGGUUUAAGUACUUUUCAUUGUUCAGAAAAGUGUUUACAACUUUAUCUUCCCUUAGGGCAGACCCAAGUAGGUAAAGCAGAAUUCUCACAUUCCUGCUUUAAGUAGAGUUCACUGCCCAAAUGGGGAAUGGUCUUAAUCCAAUCUUAUAAAGUAGGGUCUGGGAAAUUUUAAGGUUUACAGACAGUCACUCAGACUUGGAGUGAAGACACUUGGCUGUAGAACUGGACCCCUGGAGGAGCUCAUGCAGGAGACCUCAGACUGCUUUCCUUUUAGACAGACACUGUUGGUGAGUGAAAGGCUGACUUAGUGAUCCCACCUUUUUGGAAGUGUGAACCUCCAAGAAAGGCCCAUCAUCUUGAGACCCUUUUCCCUUACUAGGGCCUUAUAAUUUCCACCUGGCUCAGAGGAAGCCAAAAUUCUCUCUCUUUCUCUCUCUCUCACUCUCUUUCUUUCUUUCUCUCUCUCUCUCUCUCCUUAAUAUCUUCCCUGUAUUGUAAACAAACUGCCAUGAAUUUACAUUUUACUUUAGUAAUUCAUUUUGGGAUUUGGAAAUUAAAUCCCUGGUGACCACCUAAUUAAAUAUAUUCAGGGUGCAACCACAAUUAAAUUUAACAUUCCAAAGGAUGAAUCAAAAGACACAGACAAGGAUUUUUUAAAAACAAAAACUCUAAUUUUGGAACAGUCAUAUAAAAAAUGAUCAAAAUUCUUAAUAAUUGUUGUUUGGCCACUUCUGUCAUAUCAGAUCCUUUUGAUCACAUUUGUUGGGGGUUUUUUGGCAAAGAUAUUGGAGUAGAUUUCUAUUUCUUUCUCAAGCUCAUUUUAUUUAUAAGGAAACUGAGGCAAACUGGGCUAAAGGACAUGCCAAGGGUGGCACAGUUGUAACUUUCUGAGUUGGAUUUGAAGUAAGUUCUUCCUGACUGUGGAUCCAGUGCUCUGUCCUCCAUGCCACCUACUAAUAAUUACAAAUAUGCCCUACAAAUAAUGAAGGGUGGAAAAACAAAUUAAAACAAGUCUGAAGAUUGUAUCAAACAACCAUCAGAAUCCAGAGUUAACAAGAAAGGAAAAUGGGACAUCCUUGAGAAGCUGUGGGUAAAUGUGAAGGGUUAAAUUUUGGGGGGUAGGAGUUUGAACAAAAUGAAGAGAGCAGCUUCUUAAACACAAAACAGUUAAGUAUUAGGAAAGUAUUAGGAAGUAUUAGGAAAAUACAAUAGGAAAUAGAAAGGAAUAAAGUGAGAGUAAUCUUAUGAUAGCUUUUAACUAUACCUAAGAUCUAAAUCCUGACUAAAAUUUUCUAAAAAUCCCUAAAUCUUUCGGCCUUGGAGGACAGGAUCUUCUACCAGGCCAAGACCCAGCCUACUCUCCUACUCUGACUAUCUAAUAAUAUAUCCACUCUCUAUAUACCCCUGUUAAUUAGUAAUCAAUAAGGCUAUUAAGGCCUUAAUUCCAUUUCUCUGUCUCCAUCUGUCAGAAACAGUCAGUCCCAGAGAGAGCCACACACUCCUCUCCCCAGGAGACCCAGAGACAAAAGCCCUUUUCCACUGCCUGUGAGUUACUCACCCCACUCGGCCACACCCUUCUAACUGUCCAUCACUUUGUAAAUAAAGCUACUAAAAGUCAUUUUGACUUAAGCUAUAAUAUUUUCAAAUGUGCCACCAAAAUAUUCGUUUAGAACUCUCAUAUUUAGCCUAAAAGCUAAUUUUUAAUUUCUUACAAUUUCCAAUUAAUUUUUAGUCUUUUCAUAAAUUGUUACUAUUAUAAUUUUUAUUGGAUCAUGAUCUGAACAGGAUGCAUUUAUUACUUCUGCUGUUUUUGUCUUUGGUUGUGAAGUUUUUAGGCCCUAGAAUGUGGUCAGAGCAAGAGGGGCGUGGCCAGGGACACCUGGGCAAUAGGGACCUGCCUAGAAAGGGUGGACCAUGAGGGCGGGGCUUUGUCCUUCUCCCUGUGCCUCUUCUAAGCUCCUGUAGAGGUCUCAGUCUCAGCCUGGCUCUGCAGUCUGUCAGGAGCCUGGCGACGCCCACAUUUCUUUUCCCUGUGGUAAGGGGAGAAGAAAAGGUUCCUGCCCCCCUCCCUGCCCCCCUCCCCACCCCCGCAUUGUCAUGGAUCAGAAAGACAUGCAACUCCGGACGCCUGAUGCCCUGGGACCCUUUUCUUUCUAUCCGAAUAGCCGGAGACCAGAGCUGGGCCAGCACAGGCACCACUCUCCCUCACACCCAAAGGCCCAAAGUGGGCGCUGAGGAAUGAAGGGGAGGGCAGGUGGGAGGCGGGGCUCACGCUGGAGGCUUAGAUGGGAAGCUGGGGAGGAGAGGAGAGGCGGAGAGCCAGGCUCAGGGCGUACGGUGGGGUAAUCUAGUCUCGGAACCGGCGACGCAGAGGCCUCUGGGAAACCGGAAGUGAGGAUUAUACUCAGUUUCCCCCUCCCCUCCGCCGCUUCCAAACCUUUUCCCUCCUCGGCUUCUUCGCCGGCCCUGGAACUCCCUCCGCCCCGCGCCUCCAGCCUCGGGGGAAUCUGGAGGUUCUCUUACCUUAGAGAUGUGUAAGGAGAAACCAGCUCAAAGUUACAGGAAGUAGAAACCAUAGAGACAGAAAGGAGGAACCAUAAAGACAGGAAGUGAGACAAGGCCGGGAAAAGAUGGGGGAGCUUCACCAGAUGGACUCACUCCUUUGCUGCCUCUACAGGGAGCCUGGAGCCUCAGGGAUGGCCUUUGAGAGUGACAGACUCCCAGCCCAGGAGGUGGUGACUUUCAAGGAUGUGGUUGUGGAGUUCACUCAGGAGGAGUGGUGCCUCUUGUCCCCUGCCCAGAAGGAGCUGUUCAAGGAGGUGAUGCUGGAGAAUGCCUGGAACCUGCACUCUUUGGGGCUUCCAGCUCCCCCAGAAGACAUGAUCUCUUAUUUGGAGCUGAAGGAAACCCCAUGGAUGCUGGAACAAGAAGACCUGAAGAGCUUCUGCCCAGAAGGAGAGAUCAGACUUGAAAUGGAGAAUCCAAUAGAGGUGAGCCUUCCUGUGGAAGAAAUGGACCUACAAAGUUUCAUGAGUGAUUGUCCCAAUAACUUUGCUUUCAGAGAAUUCUGUGUUGCACCUCAAAAUACAUCUCAUAUUGAACAUCAAAAAAUGCACACUGAGAAAAAGUCUGGUGAAUAUAAUCAGUGUGGAAAGACAUUAACACAGUACUCCAAUUUUGCUGUACAACAGAGGGUCCACACUGGGGAGAGACCAUAUGAAUGUGAUCAGUGUGGAAAGACAUUUAUUCGGAGCUUUAAUCUUGUUGUACAUCAGAGAAUUCACACUGGGGACAAACCUUAUGAAUGCAAGCAGUGUAGAAAAACAUUCAUUAAGAGCUCCAGUCUUGCUUUACAUCAGAGAAUCCACACUAGGGAUAUACCUUAUGAAUGCAAGCAGUGUGGAAAGACAUUCAGUCGAAGCUCCAGUCUUCCGAUACAUCAGAGAAUCCACACUGGAGAUAAACCUUACGAAUGUAAGCACUGUGGAAAGACAUUCAGUCGGAGUUCCAAUCUUGCUAUUCAUGAGAGAAUCCACACUGGGGAGAAACCUUAUGAAUGCAAGCAGUGUGGAAAGACAUUUAGUCGAAGCUCCAAUCUUGCUAUUCAUGAGAGAACCCACACAGGGGAAAAACCUUAUGAAUGCCAACAGUGUGGAAAGACAUUCAAUCAGCGCUCUGCUCUUGCUGUUCAUGAGAGAAUCCACACUGGGGAGAAACCUUAUGAAUGCAAGCAGUGUGGGAAGACUUUCAGAUUAAGCUACAGUUUUGCUGUACAUCAGCGAAUCCACACUGGGCAUAAACCAUAUGAAUGCAAGCAUUGUACAAGGACAUUCAGUACAAGGUUUGGAUUUUCUAUACAUCAGAGAACCCACACAGGAGAGAAACCUUAUGAAUGCAAACAGUGUGGAAAGGCCUUCCCUCAGAGAUCCAGUCUUGCUGUUCAUCAGAGAAUCCACACUGGGGAGAAACCUUAUGAAUGUAAGCAAUGUGGAGGGACAUUCAGUACAAGCUUUGGUCUUGUUGUACAUCAGAGAACCCACGCUGGGGAGAACACUCAUGAAUGCAAGCAGUUUUGAAAGGCAUUCAAAAAUAACUAGUUGUUUCUUGUAUAUCCUAUCUUGCUAUUGUGUGAAGGAAAUUUACUCUACCCUCUUUAUGGGGAAGUGUAACUGACCUAAGCCUGAACUGACUCAGAGGUAAGGAUUGUUUAAUAGAAAUGCUUGAUUGAGGAUUGUCAGCAAGAAAAAGGCAGCUAUGCAGUCAAGAUCUCAUGAGAUGCGGACAGAGUGAUGUCCCCAGCAUCACUCUUAUGGACUUCCCUCUGGAUGUCCUAAAGGAAAACUAAAAAGCCAUGGAUGGCUCUUGAAGUGAUAUUUUUGAGGGUGGAGAAAUGUGAAACUGAGACAAGAGCAGAUACCCAAGCAUUUUUCUUUCAGUUUUGUUUUUGGUUGGACUUCCCUGUGAGCAUGGCUAGGAUGCCCUAAUAUUGGCCACAGAAUAGCAAGGUAAAUAGAGCAGUGAGCAAAGUACAUCUCCUAUUUUUCAUCUUUUCCCCCCUCUCCCUUAGAUUAAAUAAAAUUAAUUUAACCCCAGUCUUAAUUUUCCCUCUUAUACUAUACAUCACAGAAACCACAGACAUUCACACUGAGCUCUCUCCUUCCUCAAAAAUCAUCUCUUCUAAGAUGACGUCCAAAUGGCUAUAUGAUUUAGACUUAUAGUGUGGGCCUAUAAGAAAAUUAAGGUGGCAUAGAAUAGUUUCUCUUUCAGAUCAGUUCAUUGAUAAGGGAAGAAUUCAUGACCAUAUAAGUAAUAGAUAACAUUAUGAGGUCUAAAAUAGGUCAUUUUUAUUUUAUUAAAUUCAAAGCUGUACAAAUAAAAUUGACACAGCCAGAUUAAAAGUGGAAUUAAAUGUGAAAACAAGAAAUUAUUUGCUUUACAAUAUGUCCAAUUAAGUACUUUAUUUAAAAAAAAAAUCCUAUCCAUAUUCUCCAAUGUCUAUCUAGAUCUAAACAGUUAAUUUAGGGACGAAAUAAUGUCUGCUCUAUAGAAAUCAUUUGUAAUUAGCAUAAUUUCCUAUACAAGGUUUUCUACAAAAUUCCUAUAAAGCAAAAAUUAAGAGAUGAAAAAUUAUAUUGUAUAUUUCUAAUAUGACGUAAAAUCAUUGGUGUUCCAAUGACUUCUCUUUGGUUGAAUACAUUAUCAAAAUAAUUAUUUUUAAGUGGAAAAAUCACUACAUAUCUAUCAGCUUGACAUUCUGUACUGAUUGUACCCAGAGUCCGGUGUAACAUAUCUGCUUCAAUUAUACUUUUACUGCAAUUUCUAAACAUGUGUCUUAGACAUAUCAAGUCUAAAGCUUAUUUUGCAUCAAGGUCUGUGCUACUUAUAUGGCAAAUAUUUAUCACAGCAGUAUAGAACUCAAAACUAAACAGAUUUGUUGGGAGAAGACCCAACUCUCAAUAAAGCCAGACUCUGCUCAAAUCAAGAGCAGAGACCCCAAAACUUAGGAGAUAGUUUUUUUAUGUCAAGAAUUCUGAUGACAGUGACAGAAAAGUCAUAAUUAAAAUAGAAUGGUUGCAAAAUCGUUCAUAUGGGCAUUUAAUGACACAAGUGUUGAUUAAUCUGGUAAGUGUAGAAAGGAUGACUAUGGGUGGCAACUUUGAAGUACUCAAGGUCUUGGUGUUUUUACUGUUGAUUAUUGUGAAAUAGGAUUCAGCAGUUUUGGUUAACUAAUAUGUGUGACUUGUUCUACAAACAAGACCAUCCUUUCCUUUUGUCUGACCAUUUUGUUAUACACCCAGGACAGUUGUGGUAGGAUUUAAGGAAACUCCUGGCUUACAGGCUUAAGGUCAGGAUGCAAACAAGAUUUUAUGGCACCCGGAAAUAAAUUUCUUAGCUAAUUUUUUCUAGUUUUUAUGAAGCAAACUGUAUUAUUUGAGUAUGAACUCAAAACUAAUUGUGUUAUAAAAACAAUCAUGAAGGCUAAUACUACUAUAAUCAAAAAAGAGGUAGGGGUUUCACACUCUGACAUACAAGGUCAAAUAUAAUCAUCCUAAUAGGACAACAGAUAUGAAUUGAAGUGCUACUACAUUAUAAUUUAUUUUUAAACAGUUCCAUCAAAUCUGGAUUCAUCCAUAUAAGUGAUACUUCUUCUUAAGAGACUUCUCAAGAGACAUUUGCUGUCAACACCUCAAAUGAUAGUGACUUCUACUUUCAGAUUAUUCUUCUGCCCAGGGUUAAUGACUAUCUGCCUGCUCAGGUAGAGGUCUUGAGUCCUGGAUAUGAAGGAAAGAAAAAGGAAAGUGUUGAAUAGACGGGGAAGUGGAACCCCAGAGAUGAGAGCCCAGGUAGAAUUGAAGCCCUGGGGCAGAAUUGCAGGUCUGAGAAAGAGUGUGAUCUAAGACCCUCAGAAGGAAACCUCUAAGAUUUUGUGACCAAGAGAAACUUCUCAGAAAGUGAGAUGCUACCUGAGAAGACUGAAUCCAAGAGAUUGAGGGGAUCAUGGUGGAAAUAUUCCAAGUAGUGGGUACAACGACUGUUAGGGGUAAACCUCAGAGAUGAGACUGAAUAUAUUUUUAUUUGGUUGCCAGGGUUUUUAAUUGUAAAUCUCAAUGAAAUACUCAAGUGUGAAUAGAAUUUUAUGGUGUUUUGUUUACCAUAGAAGGAAGAAAUUAAGAAUGAGAGAGAGAGAGAGAAAAGGGAAGGAUAGCUGCCCUGGUCUGGUAUGAACCCAGCGGGAAUUCAAAGGCCUCAGCCAAGGGGCCUUCCCAGAGAUUAAAUCUAGCUCAUCUUACAGCCACAAGGCCUUUUUCAAGAUGAGGGGGUCUCCUUGGAAGUUGGUGCCUCCAGAAAGCCAAGAAAAGAGGAAUCAGCCCUAACACUCACCAUGUGAUGGGCUUAGGGAAGUAGUCUGAGGUCUCACUCUCGAGCUCUUCCAAGUCAAGAUCCACCACCAACCCCCCUCUCACAGGAAGUGAUGUGAAAUGUAAAGGCAGGUUUUUAUGUCACUUCCUGUGUUUCACAUGUAGCAAUGGUGGCUUAAAUUUGAAGUUGGACAGCCUGGGAGUAAGUCAGUUUCUGAUUUGUCACUUGCUAGCACACAUGGGUCACAGACCUUCCUCCUCCACACUCAAUCCUUAAGUGAGGGUGUAUACAUUCCUGCUUGUUUAAAUUCUAAAGACUAAGCAGGGUGGAGUAAAUCUAAAAUUCACACUCAAGGAAAAGGAAAAAUUAUAAUAUCGGGCCUCUUGACCAAGAAUCAUCCAGGAGGCCAGUAUCACUGGGUCAGAGACAGAGUAGAGAAGAGUUCUUAUGGAAGAAACAUCCAGAUUUGUAGAAGAAUCUCAGACCAAGAAUGGGAGUCUGAGAUUCCAUUCAAUUUGUAAGAAAAGUAUUUAUUUGAAUAAGUUUAUGAUUGUUUAAUAACUGGUGGAAUAGUCUGGAGGUUAAUCAGGCAUCCUCAGGGCUGAUGGUUAAGUCCAGGGACUAGGACUCUUUGCCACUGAUUGUACAUAGUAGCAGCUCUGUAGUACAGUGCUAACUUCUUGUAUGGAUUAGCAGCCACAACUGUAGAAGAGCAGCUUUCCAGCUCGGUGGAUUAGGGUUGGCAUAUUUGUUAGGGCCAGGGAGCUUGUCAUCCUCGAUUCCAGAGAAAUCUCCACCUUUCCCCAAAACCCUGGAAGUGGAGCAAGGCCAAAUUCAGGUGCAUGUGUGUUUCAGGGUAUGAUGUCAUAGGGAAUAAGGAGCAUGUGCAAAUUAGGGGGAUUUUUCUGGAAUGCCAGAGCACCAGUGCACUGGCCCCUUGUUUCACAUUGUUUACUUUAUGAUCAUUGGUCAGUGUGAGAGUGGUCUCGCUGUCCUGGAAUAAGAACAUGGGGUGGGGGAUGUAGUACACUGGAGGACUGCUAUAGCUACUUAAUGAUGUUACAGUUCUAAGAACAAUAUGAGUACUUAAUGAAACCUAUUGGGCACAAAACUGAUGCCCAGUACUGAAUAUAACAUCCUGUACACAGAAUUGGUAACAAUUAUCUGCAGAUGCUACAAUUACAUGUUUUGUAGUUGAUGUUUAACCAGCUUUAAGUAGUGAGAAAUGCCAGAUUUCAGAGUCUGUGGGUCCCUUUCCUCACUACCCCCUCUGUGCCUGCUAUGAACCCACAUUAGAAUGAAGGAUAAAAAGUUUGGAAAGGGGGUUUGGGAAUUCCCUAUGAUGAAAGGCAGGGCUUAGCAAGCAGAGGCAGGCAGAAUCUUGAGGUCCUGACCCAGGCUACUGUGAAAGAGAAUUCUUUAUUGUCUAUGCUGAGUUAACACUACCUUAAGGACCUCAAUAGAUUGUGAAGGUAAGAGUAACUCCUUUGACUAACUUGAUUGAGUCAACACAAGUUUGAAAGAGGUAGAUGAGCUCAAAAACCACUUAGUGAAUUCACACCCUACUUUUUGCUAGGUUGGAGAGCUCCGCCUUUUUUAACUCAAUAAGAAACUUAUGAAUUAUUUUAAGAUUUUGUAACCUCAGAAACUAUUAGUUCACACCUUCAGAAACUGUUAAAUCAGGAAAUUGUGAAUCUUUUUCAUGAUAAAUUGACCUCUAGCUGGUGAGAAUUCAAUCUGUGAAGAUUUGAUUUAGCUACCUCCUGAUUGUAACAGUGGAGAUGCUUGGUCUAACAGAAUCAGGAAUGUCUUGUGAACUUUAUAUUGCUCCACUCUACUUAGUCUAACAAGGUCAGGAAUGUCAGUACCCAUACUUAAGGACUAAGUAUCUAGGAGAAUGGGCUUUGAUAGACAUGUGCAGAAACAGCUGACAGAUCCCUGGGCUGUCAUAAGUUUAGUUAAGCUACCUUUGGUAAUGUGAAUCUUAAAAACUAUUCAUACUAUAAUUUAGAAGAUUUGGUCUCGCUAUUCCCUUAUUGUAACAAUGGAGAUACUUGGUCUAACAAGAAUCAGGAAUGUAUUGGGAACUUUUAAAAUUGCUCCACUGUACUUAGAUAGUGCCUUAGGGGAAGACAAAGUUGUAAACUCCUGAUUGAACAAUGAAAGUCCCUAACUCAUACCUUAUAGUAAAGCUAGAACCUUAAGCUAGGUCUAUUUUUAGAUCUAAUACAAAAAGGUGUUAAGUACCUGUAAAGAUUAAAUUAAUCACAAAAAGGUCAAGUAAUUUACAAAAGGCAAGCUUAACAAAGAGGUGUGAAGUACUCAGAAGGUAUAUUCUGAUCAGAGAAGGUGUGAACUAAAGAGUGGUGAAAAUUAAGAAUGGGCAGUCCUUGAAAACCGUGUGUACUGUGAUUGGUAGACAUGAAAAUUUAUGGGAGGUGACAUGAGAGAAAAUUUCUUUAAAAGGAAGUGGUAAAAAGUCAGUUGGACCAAUUCAGUUUGGAUUGGAAGUGAGUUCUGGCUAAUUGGAGUUCAGGAGAUUCAGUGGAGGACUGGACCUUACUUGGAGAUGGCCCUGUUGUAAUAAGUAAUAAGACAUAAGACUGACUCGCUCUCCCUUAGGCUCACGGAGGCCACUUUGGCCUAGGCCUUUAACUAUUGCUUGGCUCAGCCUGAGCCAGAGCAGUUUAAAUUAAUUCUCUCUCAGUCUCUCUCUCUCUCUCUCUCUCUCUCUCUCUCUCUCUCUCUCUCUCUCUCUCUCUCUCUCUCUCUCUCUCUCUCUCUCUCUCUCUCUCUCUCUCUCUCUCUCUCUCUCUCUCUUUCUCUCCUUCCCUUAAUUCCUUCUUUCUUUAUUAAUUAAAAUCUCCAUAAAUCCCAGCUGACUUUGGUAGUUUCAUAUUUGGGAAUUUCCUAUGGCAACCACUUAUUUAGAUAUUAAGUCAAAACACUAAAAUUGUCCUUACAGUUUUGGCAUUUACAGUACAGAUAAGAUGCAGGAAAGUGUUGUAAAACCGUCUAUAUAGAGUGCUUCACUUCCUCUCUGAGAGGUGGAUCUGGAUGGUGAUUUCCUGUGAGCAGACCUGGGUGCCAGUUUGAUCCUGGAAUUAGAGCCUGGAGGAGCUCCCUCAGACAGCUUCCUUGAGACAGUCAUGUGGUGAGUGAUAAGAUUGACUUCCCUUUCCCUUGGCUCUUGGGGUAGGCCCCCUUGUCCAAGGCCUUUAACUCCUGCCUGGUUCAGCCUGAGCCGGAGCAGUUUUAUUUAACUCUUUCCCUCUCUCUCUUUCUUAAUUUAUUUCCUCUAUAUUAAUUACAAUUACCAUAAAUUUCCAGCUGACUUGGAUAUUUUAUUUGGGAUAUCCCAUGGCGACCAAUAAUUAAAUAUACUUUAAGUCACAACGCCAAAAUUAUCAUUAUAGUUUUGGCUGACCAUGUCGAUUGUGACGAAAUACCCUCAAUCUUCCUAACUUUCCUAAACUUUUUCUUUACUGUGACUAUCCCUAAAUUCAGCUUUUAAUAGUUUAUUUUGAUCAUCUGUAGAGGGAAGUAAAUUUGGAUUUUUUCCCCCUCCUUAAAUAGAAUACAGCUGUUUUUCUUUUCUUUUUUAAACCAAAAGCGGCAGGACUGGGGAAGCUAUUUAGCUAUGAAACCUGGAGAAAGUUUUGGCCUUGUCCUGCUCUCCAUGUGUUAACUUUAGAAAUAUGUGGUAAUAGCCAAUAUAUUCACAACUUACUUAAAAACUGGCUUAUCAGCUCCAUGAACAAACUUGUAAAUAUAUUAUUCCUUGUCUCACUGAUAUGGCUCAUCCCAUGGAACAUAUGGCAAAGUCUAAUCAACACACUACUUCCCCUUGGGAUUUUAAUUGUUGUAACUCUAAUAUUGUAUCUCCUUGUAAAACACAUUUCCCAGCCAAACCAACCAAUUGUUCCUUCUACUAUUCAGCAAUAUGCAGAACAAAAUACCCAGCUUGAGCUUUUAGGGGAAAGUUUGGGGGCGAUCAUAGCUUCUAUUAAAAGCAUUAAAAGAGUGUUAAGAACAUCCUGGGAUAGGAGUGAUUUAUCUCUCCAUACUCCAUCAUUAUUAGAAUCCCUGUCCCACCCUGCUCUACACAAUUUGGCUCCUACUUCUCAAAUCACCUUCUUCUAUACCCAACCCAUGCCUCCCCUUGCCCAUUCCCCCUACUCUUUCCCCUUAGCCCUUCCCCCCCUACUCCUAUCCAACCCACUCCUCCCCCUGCCCAUGCCCCCUGCCUAAACUGUUCAGCCUCAGUUCCCCUUACCUAUGCCUCCUGCCCCAACCCCUCAGCCCUCGUCCCUCCCACUACUCAUGCCUACUACCCCACCCCCUUCACCCCAAGUUCACAUCUAAUUUCACACCCUGCCCAUGCCUCCUACCCUAACCCCUCUGCAUCCUUUCCCCCAGAUACUGACCCUUCUUCCUUUGCCUCUCCUUCCCACCCUUCCCAAUUAAUUUCCCAAACUGCUCCUACUUCUCAUCCUUCUGGCACCUUGGGCCCACAGCCCCUCUCCCUCAGCUUGCUCACCCCUUCCCUUUCUCAUAACUGCCCCAUUGAGAUUGGAGCAAGAAGCCUAGACACAGGAGGACCAAAUAAUUCAGAUAGUUUAUUUCCUUUAAGGGAAUUUCCAACUUUCAAUAAAAAUGGGAACUUGAUAUCUAUAAGACACCAUACACCUUUUAACCCUGAAGAUUUAAAUACAUUCAAGGAAGAUCAUCAUUUGAGGAAGAACCAAUAUUAGUUAUAAAAAAGAAUGGAGAACAUAUUCAGAACUUUUGACCCCACUUGGAUGGAUGUUGAAAAUUUAUUAGAAAAAUUUCUGACAAAGAGAGAGAAAAAUGUCAUCUCUCUGGUUAAUCUGAAGCGAGGUAGAGGAGCAAAUUAUUGGCCAACUGAAGAUCCACAUUGGAACCCCAAUGUUGAACUAGAUCACACAAAACUAAACCAGGCCAGAAAAGCAUUAUUGGCAGCCAUGAGAGCUUGCUCUGAUAGACCUGAAAAAUGGUCAAAAUUUGAAAUAACCUGACAAGAAAUUGAUGAGACCCUCUCCCAGUUUAUGAACAGACUUAUUGACAUAGGAAAUACAUAUAUGGACCUUGAUUUAUCCAGAGAAAGGGGCAUUAGGCAAAUACGUAGGCAAUUCAUUGAGAAUUGUUGUUCAGUGGUAAUAGACUACUUUAAAACUAGCUGUCGUAAUUGGGACUCUAUGGACCUUGAAGAAUUGCGGAGAGUAGCGGCCUAUGUCUAUAAGGGUCAUAUAAAAAGACCUGAGGAACACAAUAUAUCAGUGGAAGACAUAAAGAAAGAAAUUGAAAUGUUAAAGGAACAAUUGAAAAAUCAGGGAGAGACCAUAGCCCCUUUGCAGGAAUCCACAGAUAAAUCAUUAACAUGCCUUUUCUGUGGGAAGAGAGCCCAUGCAACGAUGGUCUAUAGGAGCUGGCUAUGGGAAAAAAGGAAUAAUAAUACCUUUAGAAAUAAUGACCAUAGAAAUGAAUAUGAUAAUAAUCAUAGAAAUCACAAUUUUAGAACUGAUAGAAAUAACUAUAAUGACUAUAGAAAUAAAAAUUUUAGAAAUCACAAUUAUAGAAAUAGAAAUUGGUAAAAUAACCACAGUGCUCCAAAUGAGGAAAAUGAUAAUGCCCAACAACAAUAUAUAAAAAAUGGAGUUUGUCCAUGCUAUACUCUUGGUGAAAAUCCCCAUCAGAGUUAGGGAUCCCAGAAAACUACCCAAGUACCUUUAUGAAGUGUAAACCUUAAAAUUUCUUAGACUUAUAAAUGUUGGAAAUUUCACCAUUGGGAAAUUUCAUACUUGAAAAAUUUCCUAUUGAUAGUGGGAACUCUAUUGGAAUGUGAACCCCAUUGGCAUGGGAGGUUCCUCCUCCUCCCUUCUUAAGAUUACUUUAGCACAGAAACCUUUUACUGAACAAUGGAAAGGGCUUUGACCUAUGCUUAAGCAUAGAACAGGAAUUUCUUUUGAGUCAUGAUUGAUUUUAGAAUUGAUACAAUAGAGAUACUUGGAAUGACAGAACCAGGUCUUGGAAAAUACAAUUUCCACCCCACUCAGUCCUAACAGGAUUUAAGAAGGGCUGCAGCAAAGGAUCAAAAUUUAAUUAUUGAGAAUAUGACCUUCAACAGACAUGUGCAAAGGGGCAGACCUCUGGGCGGUCCUGGGUUAAGCUAGAGCCACCAUUGGCACAGGGAAAUUGAUGGACAGUGAUUGGUAGAUGUGAGAACUGAGGGGAGGGAACUUGGAUGGUUUCCUUAAAGAUAGAGGGGUCUGAGGACUGAGGAGGGUUGGUUGGAGAGGUUUUUGGUCUGAGAGGUGGUGCUUUGAGAGUUGGCUCUGAAGGAAGCUGGAAGUGGAGGCCCCUGAGACUGUUUCUCCAUUUUGGUCACGUGAGUAAUAGGGACUGAUCUCCUUUCUUUGCCUCAGCUAUCUAAGGGCUUGGGCCUUUUGGCCCAGCCUAAACAGAAGGGGUAUUUAAGCCCUAUUCCCUUCUCUCCCCUUUCUCUCUCCCUCUCUCUCUCUAAUUCCUUUCUUCCUCCUGUUUGUAAUUAAACUCUAUAAAAGGUUGACUGCUGACUUGAGUUUUCAUUUAGGAAUUACAUAGCUAAAUUCCUUGGCGACCUUAAAUUAAUACAUAUAUCAGUCUUUUAAAGUGAUUUCCUUGUCACAGAAGGUGUAAAGGGUGGGUGAGGGCCUUGGAACCAGAGUGGAACCUUUGAUUUUCAAGACCCAGAUAUUUUAAUGCCAGUAAUCCCUAUACAUGCCCCCCCCCCCAUCCCCUGCAUAGUAAGGAACCUCAUGUCACUUUAAAGGUGAGAGAUUCAUACUAUGAUUCUCUUUUGGACACUGGGGUGUCUUAAGUCAGUUUUGGUAAGCAAACCAGAUGGAAAAUGUGAAUCUAUUGGUUCUCUAAAUGUAGUAGGUGUAGCAGGAAAACCUUUAAAGGUCCCAAAACUUUCUCCUCCCAUGGUAUGCAUGGGACCCCUAACUGUUGAACAUUCUUUUCUUUUAAUUCCUGGAUCCCCCACAAACUUGCUGAGGAGGGAUUUGCUAUGCAAACUACAAACCACAAUAAUUUGCACCCCAGAUGGCUUCUUAUCAUUGGAUGUACUUGAGGAAUCUUUAAAUUUACUCCCUGUACUUCUCUCAGAGAACCAGGAGGCAAAAGAGCCUCCCACUUUUGUAAUACCUACAGAUAUACUCGAGUCUCUUUGGGCCACAUCUUCUUCUGAUGUAGGCAUUCUUAAAUCAGCUAUUCCUGUGCAGAUAAAAACUAAAUCUAGCUCACCUCCUUCAAUUCCUCAGUAUCCUCUCUCAAAGGAGGCAAUAGAGGACAUUAUCCCAAUAAUAAAAUCAUUAAUUGAACAGAGAAUAAUAAUCCCUUGUAAAUCUGAUUACAACAUGCCCAUCCUGCCCAUUAAAAAACAAAAAACAGGCCCAAUGGCAAGCACCUCUAUAGAUUUGUACAGGAUUUGAGGGCUGUGAACAACUAUGUUUCAAAGAGACAUUCCAUAAUUUCCAACAUAAAUACUAUUAUUUCCUCUAUUCUUAGCACAGCUACAUACUUUACAGUAGUGGACUUCUGUUCAGCCUUCUUUUCCAUUCCCAUACAUGAGAACUCCAGGUAUAUCUUUGCUUUCACCUGGAAGGACUCACAUGGAGUUGUCUGCCCCAGGGUUACAUGGGAAGCAUGAGUUUAUUUGCACAAAUUUUGAGCCAAGACACAGAUAAUAUAACAUUUAUCAAUUUAUCAAAUUUAUAAAUUUAUCAAAUUAAUCAAAUACAUAAAUGAUCUACUCUUGGCUUCAACAGACACAGAAGUAUGUCAGGAAGAUAGUAAACACCUUCUUUUGGAAUUGCACAAAAGAGGGCAUAAAAUCUUGAAGGAUAAGGUUCAGUGGUGUCUUCCUAAAGUAGAAUAUUUGGGGUUCAUUCUGACUGUGGUUGCCCAUUCUAUUUAUCCAAAAUGAAUUGAAAAUAUUCAAAAUUUGAGGGCUCCUACCACUAAGAAACAGUUGGGAGCAAUUUUAGGAGCAACAGGGUUUUGAAGAUGAUGGAUUCCUUGCUAUGGGGAAAUUACUAAACCCCUUAUAGCACUAACUAGAGAUUCAGUCCCUGAACCCCUCAAUUUAGAGCCAGAACACCUGUCAGCUCUAUCAGAUCUAAAACAGGUUAUCCUGUCUGCCCCUUCUCUAGGCAUCUCAGAUUACAACAAGCCAUUUACAUUGUAUGUGCAUGAGCAAAGAGGGUUAGCUUCAGGUGUUUUAACUCAGACUUUGGCACCUUCUCAGUGCUCAAUUGCUUAUUAUUCUGCCCAACUGGACCCAGUAGCAUCAGGAGCACCACCAUGUCUUAGAGGAGUAGCUUCUAUAGCCUUACUAGUGAGAAAAAUUGUUGAUCUAGUAUUGGGAUGCCCAUUAACAAUUUCUUGUUAAGGCAUAGAACACAGGCAUUCUCAGAUCAGCAAAUUACAAGGUAUGAAAUAACCUUGUUAAAGAGCAAAAACAUCACCUUGAAACGCUGUACAACCCUUAAUCCUGCCACCUUGCUUCCAGAUUUACCAACUUCAGGAGAACCAUUACACAGUUGUGAAACACUAGUGUCCAUGGCAGAAAAGCCUAGAGAUAAUCUCUUGGACACUCCCUUAGACAAUCCAGCUUUGGUCUUAUUUACUGAUGAUUCCUCUUUUAUGAGGGAUGGCAUACACUACACUGGAGCUGCUGUAGUCACAGAAUUUGCCACUGAGUGGUCAGCUUCACUUCCCUCUAAUAUUAGCACUCAAGGUGAAGAACUCAUAGCUCUGAAACAUGCCUGUAUAAUUGCCAAGGAUAAAAAGGCAACAAUUUAUACGUAUUCUAGAUAUGCUUUUGUCAUUUGUCACUCAGUCAGGAUGCUAUGGCUCCAGAGAAGAUUUUUAACCUCAGCUGGAAAAUCUAUAGCUAAUGCAGAAAUUAUUAAUGAAGUUCUUUCUGCUCUCCAGCUGCCUGAAGCCCUAGCUGUAGUUUAUUGCUCUGCUCAUACAGGUGGCACUGAUUUUGUCUCUAGGGGAAAUGAUUGAGCAGAUGUCACUGCAAGGCUAGCAGCCAUAGAAGGGCCUGGAUUAAUUUCAACAUUAACAAGCACUGAUAAAUUAAAUUUAUCACUUUCCUAUAAUGAAAAGGAAGUGGAAAAAUGGAAGCAAAAAUUCAAAGCAAAACAGAUUAAUCAAUUAUGGGUGUCAUCUGAAGGAAAACCCCUGCUCCCUAGAAGUUUCUAUCCGCAAAUUUGCCAAUCUGUUCAUAAAAAUGAUCACUUUGGCACCCAGGGCAUCGUGGACUCUGUUAAGAGUGUAUGGAUAGCUCCUGGUAUAACUACUAUAGCCUCUAAGGUGUGUACAGCCUGCUCUAUUUUCCAAGCAUAUAACCAACAUGCUUUUCAUGGCAAAGCCUUUGCUGGGCGUCCUCUGGCUUACACAGCUUUUGAGAACCUACAAAUAGAUUUCAUAGCAAUGCCAAAGACUGGACAUUAUAAAUUUUGUCUAGUCAUAGUAGAUCAACUGACCAGAUGGCCGGAAGCAUUUCCUGUGAUCCAACCCUCAGCGGCUUUUGUUGCUAAGGUGCUUUUAAAAGAAAGUAUUUCUCGGUUUGGCCUGCCAGCAUAUAUUGAUUCAGAUAGAGGAAGUCAUUUUACUGAUUCUGUCCUAAAUCAGAUAUAUUCUUGCUUGGGGAUAACUCCCAAAUUCCAUGUUCCAUAUCAUCCCCAGAGCUCAGGCCAAGUUGAAAGUAUGAAUAAAGAACUUAAAACUAUGAUUGUCAAAUUAUGCACUGAGACACAUUUAAAAUGGCCUGAAAUUCUUCCUCUGGCCCUAUUUUAUCUUACAAGCAGGCCCAGAGGAGACCUACACAUCUCACCAUUUGAGAUGCUUUUUUUAGUGACCACCCCAAGGAGUCCUGUAUUAUUUAUCUGUGGGUAAUAACCUGAGAUGGAGAAGGGAGACUAAGGAAAUGGGAGAAUGAUACAGACUCAAAGACAGCAGGUUCAAACAAAUGGGGAGUAAGAAGAAGUCUGAGGAAAUAUGAGGAAUAAGAGAAUAGGGGGGAGUAAUAGUAGUUUCUCGGUAACUGAGGAUGACGAUUGUCUUUGUGCGUUUUCAUCUAUGAGAGAUGAGUGUGCACAAAGACACUCAUGCAUGAAGGAGAUUUAAGUGGAAAAGUCGAUGCAAAGAAACUCUCUCGGCUUUGGAAGCCUGGGUCCAGUGGCACGAAAAGUCGUUACACCUGGAGACUUCCUCAGCUGCAUUGGAUCGCCGUGUUGUCUUUUGUGCUCCAACACACCCUAAGCACUCCACAGUGCUUUGCUGCUUCGCCAUCUCAGCUGCUGAACCUUCUUAUUGGUUUCUUCUGUCUGUUCAGCCGAAGCAGUCUUCACAUGCUGGGUGAGCAAGGCCCUGGCUCACCAGGGGUCUAUGACCCGAUGGCUACCCUCACAAUGUUUAGCCGGCCUGUCGAAGCCGUUGCCCAGGGUGUGGCCACUGCCUCAUGCUAGCAGCUACUAGGAGCCACAAGUGAUAGCUGGGUGUCAGGUGGAGGUGGUGGUGUCAGAGGUUGGAGAGCUGCCAUAGAAGAGCUCGACAAGUCCUCCAGAGAUACUACCCCUCCCUGAACACCCCAUAUACCCCAGGUGGGGAGUACCAACUCCUUAAUACUACUUAUAGACAAGGGAAUCUGAUCAUUAUUAGGAAGUACGUGAACUUCAUGAAUCCGGAGCUGCAGUACAAGCUGGACCAUUAGACUUUUCUCUUCAUGACCUGAACCCAGGAGAUAAAGUGUAUAUUAAGAAUUUCAAGCAAACUGGAGCAACUCAACCUUCGUGGGAAGGACCAUUCCAAAUAUUGUUAACUACUCCAACAUCUAUAAAGAUUGGAAAAAAGGACUCUUGGAUUCACUGCUCACAUGUAAAGAGAGCAUCUUCUGUUGAGACUGGUUGACUGUACCCUAUUACAUGCAUUGGAGAUAAUAAUCCAUUGUCAGGUGGAUGCUGUUUUUUUCAAGAACACAUUGAAUUCAUGAUUUUUUUUUCUUUCCCCCUUAUUUUUAUUAUUGCUUUUGUUUUAUUUUUAUUAGAAUAUUUGAUUUUUUCUCUUUUUUCUCAUUUAUUAUACUAAAGGUACAUACAAUUUAUAUUAUUUUACUACAGUAAUACAAGUUUUAUAUGUAUAUAUAUACAUAUAUAUACUUGGUAUAAUAUCAAUGCAUACCCCAAAUCUUUAAACUGUGGGAACCUGCCAUUUAUUGAUAAAUGUUAUAGGACUGUGAUUAUUUUUUGUGUCUGAUUCUAGGAGAUGGGAUAAAAACAAGGAGCAGAGACUUAA